Coregonus sp. 'balchen' is the source of this 5347-nucleotide messenger RNA. The record is from the annotation of a GenBank genome assembly. Lineage: Eukaryota; Metazoa; Chordata; Actinopteri; Salmoniformes; Salmonidae.
AUGCAUGCCAACGUGGAGGACCGGGGGAUUAAAGGUGACAUCACUCCCCUGAUGGCGGCGGCCAGCGGAGGUUACGUCGACAUCGUCAAGCUGCUCCUGGUCCACGGGGCUGAUGCCAACGCACAGUCCUCCACUGGUACGAAUAUAUACACACACACACAUAUUUAUCGUUUUCCAUCUGCCUUGCUCAAUGUGCGUGUGGUUAUUUCUAUUCAUUAUUUGUUGGUCCAAACCAAAAUGUUUAGAUUUCUGCUUGGACAAUAUGCCCCAUCUAGCCCCAUCUAGCUCCAUUGAGUUGCAUUAAAUCUAAACCUCACUAACACAAGUAUUGUAUCUAGUCCUCCUCUCCCUCCGCCUCUCUCUCUCUCUCUCUCUCUCUCUCCCUGUAGGUAACACAGCCCUGACGUAUGGGCUCUCUCCCUGUAGGUAACACAGCCCUGACGUAUGGGCUCUCUCCCUGUAGGUAACACAGCCCUGACGUAUGGGCUCUCUCCCUGUAGGUAACACAGCCCUGACGUAUGGGCUCUCUCCCUGUAGGUGACACAGCCCUGACAUAUGGGCUCUCUCCCUGUAGGUAACACAGCCCUGACGUAUGGGCUCUCUCCCUGUAGGUAACACAGCCCUGACGUAUGGGCUCUCUCCCUGUAGGUAACACAGCCCUGACGUAUGGGCUCUCUCCCUGUAGGUAACACAGCCCUGACGUAUGGUCUCUCUCCCUGUAGGUAACACAGCCCUGACGUAUGGGCUCUCUCCCUGUAGGUAACACAGCCCUGACGUAUGGGCUCUCUCCCUGUAGGUAACACAGCCCUGACGUAUGGUCUCUCUCCCUGUAGGUAACACAGCCCUGACGUAUGGUCUCUCUCCCUGUAGGUAACACAGCCCUGACGUAUGGGCUCUCCCCCUGUAGGUAACACAGCCCUGACGUAUGGGCUCUCUCCCUGUAGGUAACACAGCCCUGACGUAUGGGCUCUCUCCCUGUAGGUAACACAGCCCUGACGUAUGGGCUCUCUCCCUGUAGGUAACACAGCCCUGACGUAUGGGCUCUCUCCCUGUAGGUAACACAGCCCUGACGUAUGGGCUCUCUCCCUGUAGGUAACACAGCCCUGACGUAUGGGCUCUCUCCCUGUAGGUAACACAGCCCUGACGUAUGGGCUCUCUCCCUGUAGGUAACACAGCCCUGACGUAUGGGCUCUCUCCCUGUAGGUAACACAGCCCUGACGUAUGGGCUCUCUCCCUGUAGGUAACACAGCCCUGACGUAUGGGCUCUCUCCCUGUAGGUAACACAGCCCUGACGUAUGGGCUCUCCCUGUAGGUGACACAGCCCUGACGUAUGGGCUCUCCCUGUAGGUGACACAGCCCUGACGUAUGGGCUCUCUCCCUGUAGGUAACACAGCCCUGACGUAUGGGCUCUCUCCCUGUAGGUAACACAGCCCUGACGUAUGGGCUCUCUCCCUGUAGGUAACACAGCCCUGACGUAUGGGCUCUCUCCCUGUAGGUAACACAGCCCUGACGUAUGGGCUCUCUCCCUGUAGGUAACACAGCCCUGACGUAUGGGCUCUCCCUGUAGGUAACACAGCCCUGACGUAUGGGCUCUCUCCCUGUAGGUAACACAGCCCUGACGUAUGGGCUCUCUCCCUGUAGGUAACACAGCCCUGACGUAUGGGCUCUCUCCCUGUAGGUAACACAGCCCUGACGUAUGGUCUCUCUCCCUGUAGGUAACACAGCCCUGACGUAUGGUCUCUCUCCCUGUAGGUAACACAGCCCUGACAUAUGGGCUCUCCCCCUGUAGGUAACACAGCCCUGACGUAUGGGCUCUCUCCCUGUAGGUAACACAGCCCUGACGUAUGGGCUCUCUCCCUGUAGGUAACACAGCCCUGACGUAUGGGCUCUCUCCCUGUAGGUAACACAGCCCUGACGUAUGGGCUCUCUCCCUGUAGGUAACACAGCCCUGACGUAUGGGCUCUCUCCCUGUAGGUAACACAGCCCUGACGUAUGGGCUCUCUCCCUGUAGGUAACACAGCCCUGACGUAUGGGCUCUCUCCCUGUAGGUAACACAGCCCUGACGUAUGCGUGUGCCGGGGGGUUCGUAGAUGUGGUGAAGGUUCUCUUGAAGGAGGGGGCCAACAUCGAGGACCACAACGAGAACGGCCACACACCCCUAAUGGAGGGGGCGAGCGCGGGCCACGUGGAUGUGGCCAGGGUUCUGCUGGAGUACGGCGCCGGGAUCAACACACACUCCAACGAGUUCAAGGAGAGCGCCCUCACACUGGCCUGCUACAAAGGUGACACUCUACUUCACUUCUCAUCUAUGUAUUCACUGUUCCCUUUGAUUGUUUUAGAUGUUUUCUUGUGGUGCUCGCUCACAUAGCCCCCCAAAAGCAGCAUUCAUAGACAACAAAAUAACAAUUUAAAUUAAUGAUCUUUCUGUUACUCUCUCCUUCCCCUGCUCUCUCCCUCUCCCUCCAGGUCAUCUGGACAUGGUGAGGUUUCUGCUGGAAGCUGGGGCAGAUCAGGAGCAUAAGACUGAUGAGAUGCACACAGCACUGAUGGAAGCCUGCAUGGUGAGCAUAUGACCCAACACACCAGCCCCUCUCUUCUCUCUCCCUGCGUGGUGAGCAUAUGACCCAACACACAGCCCCUCUCUUCUCUCUCCCUGCAUGGUGAGCAUAUGACCCAACACACAGCCCCUCUCUUCUCUCUCCCUGCGUGGUGAGCAUAUGACCCAACACACAGCCCCUCUCUUCUCUCUCCCUGCGUGGUGAGCAUAUGACCCAACACACAGCCCCUCUCUUCUCUCUCCCUGCGUGGUGAGCAUAUGACCCAACACACAGCCCCUCUCUUCUCUCUCCCUGCGUGGUGAGCAUAUGACCCAACACACAGCCCCUCUCUUCUCUCUCCCUGCAUGGUGAGCAUAUGACCCAACACACAGCCCCUCUCUUCUCUCUCCCUGCAUGGUGAGCAUAUGACCCAACACACAGCCCCUCUCUUCUCUCUCCCUGCGUGGUGAGCAUAUGACCCAACACACAGCCCCUCUCUUCUCUCUCCCUGCGUGGUGAGCAUAUGACCCAACACACAGCCCCUCUCUUCUCUCUCCCUGCAUGGUGAGCAUAUGACCCAACACACAGCCCCUCUCUUCUCUCUCCCUGCAUGGUGAGCAUAUGACCCAACACACAGCCCCUCUCUUCUCUCUCCCUGCGUGGUGAGCAUAUGACCCAACCACACAGCCCCUCUCUUCUCUCUCCCUGCGUGGUGAGCAUAUGACCCAACACACAGCCCCUCUCUUCUCUCUCCCUGCAUGGUGAGCAUAUGACCCAAACCACACGCCCCUCUCUUCUCUCUCCCUGCGUGGUGAGCAUAUGACCCAACACACAGCCCUCUCUUCUCUAUCCCUGCGUUGGUGAGAUAUGGACCCAACCCACAGCCCCUCUCUUCUCUUCCCUGCGUGGUGAGCAUAUGACCCAACACACAGCCCCUCUCUUCUCUCUCCCUGCAUGGUGAGCAUAUGACCCAACACACAGCCCCUCUCUUCUCUCUUCCUGCGUGUGUGUGUGUGUGUGUGUGUAACCCACUCAGGUGCUUAUGUUGUCCCUGUGUGUGUGUGUGUCUCCUGUCCCAGGAUGGGCAUGUGGAGGUGGCACGGCUGCUGCUGGACAGCGGGGCGCAGGUCAACAUGCCCGCUGACUCCUUCGAGUCGCCCCUCACCCUGGCAGCCUGCGGCGGGCACGUAGAACUAGCAGCUCUGCUCAUAGAGAGAGGAGCCAACCUAGAGGAGGUGAGUAGCAACACAAUAACAGUGGAUGUUAGAAUGUGUGUGUGUAGGUGAAUGAUGAGGGUUACAGCCCUCUGAUGGGUUAGGGUCACACAGAGAGAGAGACGGUGACUCACCCCUACCAACCCGCUCUGAGGGCCCUCUGUUGUCACACUGAGGGUGACUAGUGGCGAGGGGAUCAAUAAACCCAUCAACUUCAGGAUGCUCCUGACUUGAAUGAUGCAAUUCAUAUUCAUAUAAAAGAAGCAGGAAAUUCAAAUGAACAAAUCCCCCCCCUGCCGUUUUACAACCCUCCGUAACAGUUAAACAUUUAAUUUGGGAGGUAUUUUUAUAUUUUACAUGUGUCAAGUCUCGACAUCAGACAAACCAAUGCACGUGUCAUAUAAUUAGGCACGCCUCUCCAUUCUUUUGUGAAAUUGCACAAAAACAACACAGUGCCUUAUGGGAUUCCACUUCGCUAUGAAGCCGGCAGCGUUGCAGGCUCAGUCUAAGUGCCUACUGGAGGGGCUAAUUAGCCUCUACGCCCUUGAUCAUUUUCACUCCUUCUGCUUUGGGACACUUGUGCAAAUGGCGGAGGCGCACGUGAAUGUGCAAAUAGCGGGGCGAGGGGAAGGGGGUGAUUUGGGAUUCAGCCACUGAGUCCUGUAACUGGAUGUUUUAAUGUGUCUAGGUGAAUGAUGAAGGCUAUACCCCUCUGAUGGAGGCAGCCAGAGAAGGCCAUGAAGAGAUGGUGGCUCUGCUGCUGGCUCAGGGUAAUGAACUGGGAGACAACUGGCAACUGGGAUCAUAUGGAACUAGAACAUAAAUGGAUACCUGCACACUGUUCAAUGCUCUUGCAUAUACUAUGUUAUUGUGUGGAAAUAACUGCUUUGUCAGGCCUGUUGGAGAGGGUCUCACUCCUAAAAUAGACACUAACCUCUCUCCAUCUCUCUCUCUCUCACUCUAUUUAUCGCUCUCUCUCCUCCCUCCCCCUCCAGGUGCCAACAUCAACGCCCAGACGGAGGAAACCCAGGAGACAGCCCUGACCCUGGCCUGCUGUGGAGGGUUCCUGGAGGUGGCUGACUUCCUCAUCAAGGCCGGAGCCGACAUCGAACUGGGCUGCUCCACACCUCUCAUGGAGGCUGCUCAGGAGGGACACCUGGAGCUGGUCAAAUACCUCCUGGCUGCAGGUACAGACAGACACAGACAGACAUACGGACACACAGACAGACAUACGGACACACAUACGGACACACAGACAGACAUACGGACACACAGACAGACAUACGGACACACAGACAGACAUACGGACACAGAGACAGACGGACGGACACACAGACGGAGGGACGGACGGACACACAGACGGAGGGACGGACGGACACACAGACGGAGAGAGACGGACGGACUGACACGGAGAGAGAGACGGACGGACUGACACGGAGAGAGAGACGGACGGACCGACACGGAGAGAGAGACGGACGGACGGACCGACACGGAGAGAGAGACGGACGGACGGACCGACACGGAGAGAGAGACGGACGGACUGACACGGAGAGAGAGACGGACGGACUGACACGGAGAGAGAGACGGACGGACUGA